CACAACUACACCCACACCCACACAGUGUGUGCCGUGCCAGCCAGAAGUCACCAAUCUAAUCUAUCUACACACACACACAGGAAGGAGACCUGUGCUUCGGCCCGCCCCUCACCAAUCGGCCCCUCUAAGACCCAACCAUUGAUGACAUACACAGACAUUCCCUCUCACACGCACCACGCCAUAAAACACUGCUGGCCGUGGGCAGCUUUGCUGGCUCACUCCCUCACUACCUUGCAAGUCACUGACUGCAUGAUUAAAAUUCCCCCUGCCCCCCGCCGGCGGGUGUUUGGGUGUUGUCUGUCUGGUCUAUUUAUCUUGUGAAUCCUCGAUGUAAAGCGCGUGUGGGUCUGCUUCUUCCUCUGCAAACUCCCAGACGCCCAAGCGCUUGUCCGAGAUGGCCCGCACGCCCAGCUCUUCGGCCAUCUCAUGCAUGGCGUCCAGGUUGGACUCGUCCUUGAGGUCGAUCCACAGGGGGUCACCGUAGCACCGCUGGACAUGCGCAUCUGCACACCCACACACCCACACAAACACACAGGGGAUGGAUGUAGCUGUGUCCACGCGCGAGUGCGUUCGUUCGUUCGUUAGUCGGCGCUGUGCGUACAGUUUCCGUUGUCAAUCUCACUCCACAUGUCGAGGUAGAACUGUCCGAAGUUCCUGCCAAGAACACACACACACACCUACGGCGAGCAUGUGGUCGUCGAUCCCCACUUGCUUCGGACCUUCCAUCUUUGCAGCACUGCUGCCAGAUCCGCUCAAGUGCCCUGGCCGAGACCUCCAUGUGACGGAAGGGCCGAGAUGCAUAGACCCCUGCGAGCGCCUUAAUUCUCCCGCGCUCAUUACCGGCCCUCGGCAGGCCUGCACACACACAUUCAUAUCGUCACACACAGGUCAGGAGACCCCCUCUUCUGACGUACCAACGUCUUCCAAUGCGCAAUUCAGCAUCGCCAUGAAGGUGCCCCUGGAGUUGAGCCCCCCAUUAUCUAUCGUAUUGUUGAUGCACUCGCGCGCCCGCCGCUUAUUCGCGGUAUACAUCAU
Vitrella brassicaformis is the source of this 1035-nucleotide messenger RNA. NCBI's taxonomy places the organism in Eukaryota, Vitrellaceae. The record is from the annotation of a GenBank genome assembly.